AUGCCCUCGGCGACUCCCUGGAGCAGGCCCGACACCCGAAAUCGCCCAAUUGCGAUCAUAGGUGCCGGCAUCAUGGGCCGGCGGAUUGCCAUGAUGUGGCUUGCUGCUGGAUACAAUGUGAUCCUCUGCGAAAAGCAAGCUAGCAACCACGAGCCAGCCCUCCAGUACAUCAAGAACAACGUGGAAAAGCAAGCCGCCAAGCUGGGCACCAAGCCAGGCACCGGUCGCUUCACAACUUCGAUGGAAGAGGCCAUUGAAAGCGCUUGGAUGGUCAUUGAGGCGGUGCCGGAGAUUCUGGAACUCAAGAUCGAUCUCAUCGGUCAGCUUGAUCAUCUGGCACCUCCAGAUUGCAUCAUCGCGUCAAACUCGUCGUCUCUGCGCUCGAGCCAGAUGCUCGUCAACACAAAGCGAAACUAUCGUAUCUGUAACGGUCAUUACUACAUGCCGCCCGAGCAACUCUACUUUGAGGUGAUGUCGUGUGGAGAAACGGACCCAGAUAUCUUCCCCUUUUUGAUGGAAAAAGCCGCCGCCGCAGGUUUCAAGCCUGUGCAUGCGCGAAAGGAGUCGACCGGACUGGUGUUUAAUCGCAUCUGGGCCGGGAUCAAGCGCGAGUGUCUCUUGGUCUUGUCGGAAGGGAUCACCGAUGGCGGAACAAUUGACGAGAUGUUCAAGUCGUGGUUCCAGGCGAACAAGGGACCUUGUCAGAUGAUGGAUAUGGUCGGCCUGGAUACAGUUUACAAUAUCGAGACUGUCUAUUCCCAGGAACUUCACACCGAUCCUCGCCCAAAGGAUUGGCUCAAGACGGCGUAUGUAGACAAGGGCAAUCUGGGUGCCAAAACUGGGAAAGGACUGCUAGGCUAG
Molecule: messenger RNA, 861 nt
Organism: Penicillium diatomitis
Lineage: Eukaryota; Fungi; Ascomycota; Eurotiomycetes; Eurotiales; Aspergillaceae
Product: 3-hydroxyacyl-CoA dehydrogenase family protein
Exons: 1
Coding region: 1-861 (286 amino acids)
Biological process (GO): fatty acid metabolic process
Molecular function (GO): oxidoreductase activity, acting on the CH-OH group of donors, NAD or NADP as acceptor; NAD+ binding
Source: RefSeq, a predicted model, not a curated record